AUGCCGCCUAAACUUUCCAGGAGUGCCAAACAAGCCCUGAUCGUCUCACAUCUGCGGGCCACAGGGACGUGCCACACCCUGAAGGAUCUGGAGAAGAUGAUCCCGUCGGUGGCCUCGAUUAAUGGGAUGCAAGUGAAGGAGUACAUUCAGGAAUUGACGGAUGAGGGACGGAUCCGGGUUGAGAAGAUCGGUAGUGGGAAUUGGUAUUGGUGUUUUGGGGGAGAGGAGAAGAAAGAGCGCGAGGAGCGGAUCCGGAGGUUACGGAGGGAGGUGGAUCGGGUCCGAGGGAGUUGGGAAGAUGCGGAGGCUAGAUUGUCUGCGCGAAAGCAGGCGAGAGUGCAGGAAGAGGCCGAAGAGGCGCAUGGGGAUGGGGAUGGGGAUGGGAAUGGGAAUGGGAAUGGUGAGGAAGAGCGCCGGAGAUUGAUGGAGCAGAAGGCUGUGCUCGAGCGGGAGACACAUCAACUGCAGGGGGAGUGGAUGGCGUUGGCGACGAGUCCGGAGGGGAAAAGCUUACCGCAGAUUAAAGAGGAGACGGAGGAGUAUCGGCGACUGGCACAUCAGUGGACGGAUAACAUCUACAUCUUGGAAGGGUAUGUGGAUAAGGUGACCGGAGGGGAUCGGGAAGUAUUGCGGAUGGUGCAGCGGGAAUGUUAUGGGGAAGAAUACGUGGAGGGGGAAGGAUUGCGUGAGCUAGAGAUGGAGAUGAAGUAG
Messenger RNA from Aspergillus tubingensis, 711 nucleotides. RefSeq names its product putative GAJ protein. The coding region runs from base 1 to 711 and encodes 236 amino acids. Gene Ontology annotation, biological process: reciprocal meiotic recombination. The record is from RefSeq and is a predicted model, not a curated record. The transcript has 2 exons. Gene Ontology annotation, molecular function: double-stranded DNA binding. NCBI's taxonomy places the organism in Eukaryota, Fungi, Ascomycota, Eurotiomycetes, Eurotiales, Aspergillaceae.